Molecule: messenger RNA, 252 nt
Organism: Clunio marinus
Lineage: Eukaryota; Metazoa; Arthropoda; Insecta; Diptera; Chironomidae
Source: the annotation of a GenBank genome assembly
AUGUUUCAAGAAAGAGAUACAAAUCGAAUUUCAAGAAAUUUCCAGGUCAAACAUGAAAUGUUUUUCACUAAACACUUUGAGAAAAGAAUUUAUUUGGGAACAAAGAAUUGGUCGAAAGAAGGAAAGUUAGAAUUGAUGAAACAACAAGUUGAGCAGAGCGAAAAAAUAUUUUAUUUGGGAUGGAUUGCUACAAGUUCUUCAAAGGCUUUAAGAGUUGUAAAGCUUGUUGAAACAUACACAGCCCAGCUAUAA